UAUAGGGUCAUCUAUUUCUUAUUCAUAGAAGGGAUAGGGUGAGACUUAAGGACAAGAGGAUAUCAAAUUUGCACGUAAUGCAUGCAAAGUAGGUUACAGACCAAAAUGUUCACCUGAUUUUAUGGAUGCUGAUCACUAAUGCAGCUGAGUGCUAUGUAAUAUAAGUCGCUAUUAUGACAAGUACUUUUGUGACAGUUGUUUCAUUGCUUUCAGGGAACCCAUUCCAUUGUAUUGAUGGCUGUGGUUGACAGCCAGUACCUUUUCCGGCUAGUUGAUGUGGGUGCACCUGGGAGGUUCAGUGAUGGGGGAAUUUUCAAAGAUUCCCUUAUCGGCAAGCGAAUGCAUGAGGGCAAGCUUAAUCUACCACGAGCAGCCACGCUCCCAAGGUCGGAAAGGGUUUGUCCUCAUGUGUUUGUUGGCGAUGAGGCCUUCCAGCUGCGCCCAGAUUUCAUGAGGCCACUGCCAGGGAGCCGGACUGCACCUGAGGAGGUGAUCUUCAACUACCGCCUCAGUCGUGCAAGACGCUGCGUGGAAAAUGCCUUCGGCAUUCUUGUAUCUCGCUGGCGGAUAUACGAGAGGCAGAUCAACAUGGAGCCCAAAAAUGCAGACAUCAUUGUGAAGGCGACAUGCGUGCUGCACAACUUCCUUUCUUCAAAUGCUGCAUCUACGUACUGUCCUCCUGGCUACGCGGAUUUCCAAGACAUGUUUGGAACUGUGAGCAGUGGCACCUGGAGACAAGGACCAGAAAGCACUGCAGUGUUCGGUUUGGAGAAAUCAAAGGCCCAUAACUGUACUAGAGUGGCCAAUGCGGUGCGACAGGAGUUCCUGAAGUACUUCAAUGAUGAAGGCCAAGUGCCUUGGCAAUGGAAGCUGCCAGGAGUCGCCGCGCAACGUGAUGAUGCAAACAAACAAGCAACGAGUGGCUAA
Dermacentor silvarum is the source of this 927-nucleotide messenger RNA. RefSeq lists its product as uncharacterized. The record is from RefSeq and is a predicted model, not a curated record. The transcript has 2 exons. Bases 235 to 927 code for a protein of 230 amino acids. NCBI's taxonomy places the organism in Eukaryota, Metazoa, Arthropoda, Arachnida, Ixodida, Ixodidae.